AAAAUUCCAAUUGGUUUGACUUGUACAAGUAUGAUAUACCAGUUUUUCAUUUUAAUGGCAAGUUUUUAAUGAAACAUAAAGUGGAUCACGAAGCUUUGCAAGACGCAUUGAGAGGUUUUGUCAAAUGAGGUUUCGCGAUGUCUGAAAAUAUUAAAAGACAAAAACAACUAUGGAAACUCAUUCAAAAAGGGAAUUACGUGAAACUGGAGGCUUUCCUUGAAUCUGAUAUUUCAAGUUCUAUGGAGUUAGUAAAUAUGAGACACAAAGCAGCCGGUGACUCUGUUAUACACUUAUCAAGUCGUCAUGGUUUUUUGGAUCUUGUUGAAUAUUUCCAUAAAAUCUGGAAUGUCUCCUUGUAUUUGAAAAAUCUUGAUGGAAAAACCCCCCUACAUGAAGCUUCUGCAAAUGGACAUUUUGAUGUGGCAAAAUAUUUGUUAGAUUGUGAUGUGCCGGUCGAUAGUUUGAAAAUAAGUGAUUGGACUCCAUUAAUGCUUGCCUGUACCAAAGAAGGAAAUAUAAAAGUGGUUGAUUUGCUUGUUUCAAGUGGAGCAAAUAUUCAUUUAAUAAACAAGGAUGGAUGGAAUUGCUUUCAUAUUUCGUGUCGACUAGGUGAUGUAGAUAUGGUGAAUUAUUUGUUGAAUUUGGAUGGAUUGAUAUGGAAAACAGUCAGUAACAAUGGCCGUACACCUUUACAUACCGCUGCAAUGCAUGGGAAAAAGGAAGUUCUUGAUAUUCUUAUGCAAAAAUGUGAUUCCAGGUUGGAUGAACAAGAUUCCUGUGGGAGUACUCCACUCAUGGAAGCAGUUAAAGGUGGACACUUACACCUAGCUAAAAAUCUUAUACGAAAUGGAGCUCGUAUUGAAAAGUUGGACAAUCUUGGAAGAAAUGUUCUUCAUAUUGCUGCCGAGUGUGGCAAAAUGGAUGUCAUCAAAUAUCUGGUUCUUGAAUGUCAUAUGGAUCCAAAUGCAAGGCCGGACUUUGAAGCUAAUUUUAGCCACACUGCGUUGGAUUGGGCUCGCAAAGAAGAUCAAAUGGGUGCUGUCGAGGUUUUAGUUAAUUUGGGUGCAGUUGGCUAACUAACAUCCAUUCUUUGAAACUGCUUUCUGUCUCUUUUUUUAUAAUUCUGAUAAUAUAUGGUAUAUGAAUA
This is a messenger RNA of Styela clava, 1147 nucleotides long. Its product is annotated as ankyrin repeat domain-containing protein 16-like. The record is from RefSeq and is a predicted model, not a curated record. Lineage: Eukaryota; Metazoa; Chordata; Ascidiacea; Stolidobranchia; Styelidae. Gene Ontology annotation, molecular function: protein binding.